GUUUUAACAGAACAGUCUGAUCCUGCUAAGGAAUGCUAUGCGGCUUGCUAAUAAACAUGUUGUUGUUUUGUGAUGUCUCCCAACGUGCAGAACUUUUUACACAACAUACCAAAAGAUUUUAGAGAAAUAAAACACUGUUUCAGCAACAAAGAAGCAUUGUACCGUAUGCACCGUUCGGUUCAGACUGCGGUGUAUUUUUGUAGAAUGUCAAAUACGCAAUAUCUUGGCACAUAUGGUUUGAAUUAGUGAACACAGGAGAGGUUUUUAAAAAGUGUGAUGUUUUCUUUCAAAUUCUUAACUGCGAAAGAACUGACUUUUCAUAAUAUUUGGGAGGACUGAAGCAUCUGGUUAACUGGAUACUUGCUGAAGAUACAAAGGGAGUUUUCUGUUUUCAAUCUCUGGUUAUAAGGUGGAACUACUGCAGAUCAAAGAAGCUUGCAACACAGACAUACACUUUUCCAACAUGAAUCGUGCUUUUAGCUGGAAAAAAGAUAAAACGUGGAUGCAUACUCCCGAAGCUUUGGCAAAACUCUAUAUAUCCUACAAUGCAAAGUUUCUUGGAAAUGUAGAAGUUGACCAACCAAAAGGUACAGAAAUCGUGAGGGAUGCUGUUCGAAAAUUAAAGUUUGCAAGACAUAUAAAGAAAUCUGAAGGACAGAAAACGCCUAAAGUGGAAUUACAAAUCUCGAUCUAUGGUGUGAAAAUUCUAGAUCCCAAAACGAAAGAAGUGCAGCACAAUUGCCAGUUGCAUCGGAUAUCAUUCUGUGCAGAUGAUAAGACGGACAAGAGAAUAUUCACAUUUAUUUGCAAAGAUGCAGAAUCUAAUAAACAUCUAUGUUUUGUAUUCGACAGUGAAAAAUGUGCUGAAGAGAUUACUCUAACGAUUGGCCAAGCAUUUGACUUGGCUUACAAGAAGUUUCUGGAAUCUGGAGGAAAAGAUGUGGAAACAAGAAAACAAAUAGGAAGCCUUCAGAAAAGAAUUCAAGAAUUGGAAACUGAAAAUACAGAGCUAAAAAAGCAAGUGCAAGAUAUGCAGGAACAAUUAAUGCUCACUCAAGUAUGCCCGUUGCUGCAUAUACAUUCUGCUAACCAACAACAUGUGCUUGAAAGACCUUCGUCUCUCUUCUGGUGUCAUAAUAUGAUGUCCGCUUCUUAUUUAGAAAAUUCCAUUACACUUACUCCAAUGAGCUCUCCUGAAUCCAACUUAUCCACUGGGCUACUAACUCCACCUCCCUCUAAAAGCACUCUACUAAAAGCUGUCAAUGGAUACAGUAUUCCGAGGCCUCGUGCAGGCAGCGUGACCAUUCAGUCUCCAUCUACAGACAUCUUUGACAUGGUUCCAUUUUCACCAGCCUCGCCUGUAUCACCAGUACCAGCGAGUAAUGGUACGCAGCCACCUGCUCUCCCUAGAAGAUCUAAUGAAACCAAAAAAGAUCUUUUUGGCGCUGAACCGUUUGACCCCUUUAUCUGUGGGGAAGCAGACUUUCCACCAGACAUCCAGUCCAAGCUGGAUGAAAUGCAGGAGGGGUUCAAAAUGGGACUAACACUAGAAGGCACUGUGUUUUCUCUUGACCCCCUAGACAGUCGCUGCUGAUGCCAAGUAGACAUUUUUGUUAUAUUCAUCUUUCAAAAUGUUUUAUUUUUUUGUAAGUGCCAAAUUUGAUCUAGAGUUUAGAUGCAAGGAUGUGCAUCUUUAAAUAAAAUAAUCUGUGUCAAACACUACACCUUCAAAUGUGUACUGUAACAGUAUCUCACAAAAUGUUUUAUUGUAAUCACUGCUUUCAAGGAUUGAGCAAGCUGUACAUUUGUUGCUCACAGUAUAGGUCAUCUCUGUAAUUAAUUUAAUAGGGAGGAUAUGCUGGUUUCUUACUCAGACUGUACAGUCAUUGUGAGUAUUGUUCCACCAUAAACAGGACUAGUCUGACCAAACUCCGCUUUAAUUAUGUAUAGUACAUGCCUUAUGAUAACAAAAGGAACUUGGCAGUCAACAGGUUACUUUACUUACUUUACCUGUACUAUCUUUCUGUUGCCAUAUGUUCAGCUUGCUCCUAAUCAUCAUAUUUACAAAACCUUAAGGAUUUUUUUUUUUAAGGAAUGUUUUUUUUUUGG
Acipenser ruthenus (sterlet) is the source of this 2109-nucleotide messenger RNA. It is a transcript of the gene gulp1a, whose product is annotated as GULP PTB domain containing engulfment adaptor 1a. The transcript has 12 exons. The record is from RefSeq and is a predicted model, not a curated record. Bases 464 to 1594 code for a protein of 376 amino acids. NCBI's taxonomy places the organism in Eukaryota, Metazoa, Chordata, Actinopteri, Acipenseriformes, Acipenseridae.